This is a messenger RNA of Capsicum annuum, 1331 nucleotides long. RefSeq names its product COMPASS-like H3K4 histone methylase component WDR5A. Gene Ontology annotation, molecular function: histone binding. Bases 126 to 1070 code for a protein of 314 amino acids. Gene Ontology annotation, cellular component: Set1C/COMPASS complex. Lineage: Eukaryota; Viridiplantae; Streptophyta; Magnoliopsida; Solanales; Solanaceae. The record is from RefSeq and is a predicted model, not a curated record. The transcript is spliced from 2 exons.
GUGUCAAAUAAAAAGUAAUGGAGGGAGUAUUUUGAAUUCCCACCUUAUGUAUAAAGUCCACACAUUAGUUUCCUCUGUUGGAUCAGCAGUUCGCUAAAAAAUCCUUAACUCUCAAAACACCCCAAAUGACUUCAACUCCUGAGCCUUCAGAUUCUUUCAAACCCUACGAGCUCAAACACACUCUCUCCGGCCACAAACGCGCCGUCUCCGCCGUCAAAUUCUCUGACGACGGCAAACUCCUCGCCACUUCCUCCGCCGACAAAACCGCCAGAACAUGGGACGUCUCCGACGGCUCCCUUCUUCACGAAUUCCUAGGUCACGAACAAGGCAUCUCCGAUGUUGCCUUUUCCUCCGACGGACGUCAUUUAGCUACUGCUUCCGAUGACAAAACUAUCCGAUUAUGGGAUGUUGCUACUGGGGCCCAUGUCAAAACCCUAACAGGUCAUACGAAUUACGUAUUUUGUGUUAAUUAUAAUCCUCAAGCUAAUAUGUUGGUUUCUGGGUCGUUUGAUGAGACGGUUAGAAUGUGGGAUGUGAAAACUGGAAAGUGUCUUAAGGUGCUUCCGGCGCAUUCGGAUCCUGUUACUGCUGUGAAUUAUAAUCGGGAUGGGACGUUGAUUGUUUCGAGUAGUUAUGAUGGUUUGUGUAGAAUUUGGGAUGCUUCAACUGGACAUUGUGUGAAGACCCUUAUUGAUGAUGAAAAUCCACCUGUUAGUUUCGUCAAGUUCUCGCCCAAUGGCAAAUUUUUACUCGUUGGCUCUUUGGAUAAUUCUCUGAGGCUUUGGAACUUCUCGACAGGAAAAGUUCUGAAAACUUACACAGGCCAUGCCAACUCAAAGUUCUGUGUUUCAUCAACAUUUUCUAUAACAAAUGGGAAAUAUAUUGUCAGUGGUUCUGAGGAUAAGUGUGUGUAUUUGUGGGAACUUCAAUCGAGGAAGAUAGUUCAAAAAUUGGAAGGUCAUACUGAUACUGUGAUUUCUGUAGCAUGCAACCCCACUCAGAACAUGAUUGCUUCUGGUUCUCUUGGGAAUGACAAGACUGUGAAGAUAUGGACUCAGGGGGAAGACUAACUAUUCUUUUAUUUAUUCCAAUGCAUUUGUGCAGUCCAAUUAGGUGAUGUAGCGCAGGUUGCUGCAUCUUUUUCGCCUUGCAUGCAAGAAUGUCUUAUUAAUGUAGAAACUCUCUAUCUUUUAGAUUCUGGCAGUUGGUGAUCUUGAUGCGCUUUCAGCUUUUGUCUUAGUUAUUGUAAUUCAGGAAUUUGCUUUUCUAGACGAAUAACUGUAUCUGAAUUAUGAAAAUCGUUUCAAUUUUAACUUUUACUUCGUCGCUCA